Sorghum bicolor (sorghum) is the source of this 1654-nucleotide messenger RNA. RefSeq names its product tubby-like F-box protein 10. Gene Ontology annotation, molecular function: protein binding. The record is from RefSeq and is a predicted model, not a curated record. The coding region runs from base 222 to 1277 and encodes 351 amino acids. NCBI's taxonomy places the organism in Eukaryota, Viridiplantae, Streptophyta, Magnoliopsida, Poales, Poaceae. The transcript has 4 exons.
AAACCGUGGAGAGCUAUAAAAAUAAAGGCGCGCGCAGCAGCAGGAGCGCUGGAUCCGCUCUCCCGCAGGCGCGACGACUCGCGAGCAAAUUUAUCCUGUCUGUCGUCUCCCCCGGUUCGAGCGGCGCACACGGCUCGGUUCUGCUUUCGAGAAACGAGACAGCAGGUCCUCCGCACCGCACGGCGCGGCGCUGUGCCUGCCACUACCCCGUAGCGUGCGAAAUGGCGGCUCCGCUUGUGCCCCGGGAAGAGGGGUUGAGGCAGGAAGGUGCGGUGGAGCAGGAGGAAGAGGACAGGUGGGCGUGCCUGCUGCCGGAGCUGCUCGCCGAGGUGCUGCGGCGCCUGGAGGCGUCCGGCGGGGAGCGGUGGCCGGCGCGGAAGGACGUGGUGUCGUGCGCCUGCGUCUGCAGGCGGUGGCGCGACGUCGCCGCCACGGUCGUCCGCCCGCUGCCUGAGUCCGGGAAGAUCACCUUCCUGGCCUCGCUGAAGCAGCCAGGGCCAAAAGAUUUUCCAAUCCAAUGCUUCAUCAAACGAAACAAGAAGAAUUCUUUGUUUUAUCUCUACCUUGGAUUGACAAACAAUCCGAUGAUGCCUGCCACAGACAAAGGAAAGUUUCUCAUGGCUGCUAAAAGGUUUAGGCGGGGUGCUCCCACAGAGUAUAUUAUUUCCCUUGAUGCUGAUGAUAUUUCACAAGGAAACAAGGCAUAUGUGGGAAAAUUGAGGUCUGAUUUUUUGGGAACAAACUUCAAAAUAUAUGACAGCCAGCCCCCCUACGAUGGUGCAAAGGCGUCAAGCACUCGAUCUAUUCGGCGUUUUGGAAGCAGGCGAAUCAGCCCCCAAGUAUCGUCAGGCAACUUUGAUGUCGGACAGGUUUCUUACAAAUACAACCUGCUCAAAUCCAGAGGGCCUAGGAGGAUGCUUUGCACCAUGGAGUGCCCCUCUGUUCAAGAGACCUGGGAGAACUCCCUCAAGGUGAUGUCUUUCAGGCAAACAGGUAGCACUAUCCUUAGAAACAACGCCCCAAGGUGGCAUGAGCACUUGCAGUGCUGGUGCUUGAACUUCCAUGGACGGGUGACAGUUGCAUCUGUCAAGAAUUUCCAGCUGGUGGCUACAACCGACACAAGCCAUCCUGAUAGCGUCGAUGAUGCGGAAAUUGUUCUGCAGUUCGGUAAGGUUGGUGACGACAUCUUCACCAUGGAUUAUCGCCAGCCACUCUCGGCAUUUCAGGCGUUCGCCAUCUGCCUUAGCAGCUUUGGGACAAAGCUAGCUUGUGAGUGACAAUGUUGUAUGUUGUUAUGAAGUCCUUCACGUCGCAGGAUGGCUGUGUACACCAACUGUCGCAUCCUCUGAUGUCUUCUGGCCUUCCUGGUGCUAUUACAAUGGCUUUCGCAGUUAGAGGCUACCUCUACCUUUUCUUCAGGAAUGGUUUCUGCGGUGCCACUUACAAGUUGCAUAAAUUCGCUUUGCAGAGUUGUUUCAUGGACAGAAGAUAUAUGUAGACUUAGCUUGAGCUGGGAAUUGAAAAGGAAACGUGCCUCUUGUACAUAAGGACUUGAGUUGAGGAGCUAAUGCUUCCCCUUUUCUUUGAGAACCAACAUCCUGUAACCUUGACUAUGUAGUUUGAGUUAUAUAAUCGAAAUCCAGUAAGCUUGUGU